This is a messenger RNA of Amphibalanus amphitrite, 603 nucleotides long. RefSeq lists its product as uncharacterized. The record is from RefSeq and is a predicted model, not a curated record. The transcript has 6 exons. NCBI's taxonomy places the organism in Eukaryota, Metazoa, Arthropoda, Thecostraca, Balanomorpha, Balanidae. Bases 1 to 603 code for a protein of 200 amino acids.
AUGUCGCGGCGCACCGAAUUCCCGCUCUGGACGCGACGGGGGCUCAACGGAAAUUCGGCUGCUCUCUCAUUGGUGGUGUCUGUGCCCGGGGAUAACGAUAUUGGCGGCGAGGGCUCGGAGCCGGUCAAACAGGACAAGGUGGCCGCCUUCCGGGCAGAGUUUGGGGGAAAGGACACUGCCCUGGUGGACUUUGUCCAGUUCUACAAGAUCGGCACCAUCCCGCCGCGGUCGAACCACACGCGGCCACCGCUGUCGGACGGCAUUAACGUCAUGCUGAGCCACUUCCCGCUGACGGCUUCCGUGUCAGCGGUCAACCACGAGGCCCUAAGGCGCCUCCGGAUCAACCUGAUUUUCUCGGCACACUCGCACACUUCCUUUGUGGGUAUAAGAAGGAAGGAGACGGGUCACAGUCUGAGGAUGGAGGGCCUCAACUCGCCGGCACUCGAGAGCAUCAACCUCGAGGACGAUAACACGGUGGAGAUUGUCGUACCGACCUGUUCAUACCGGAUGGGCGUCAGAACAAUGGGCUACGGAGCCGCCGUCAUCGACCGUGCGGGCCGGGUGAGUUACGCGGUGCUGUGGCUGACCCCCCCCCCUCACUGA